This is a messenger RNA of Cutaneotrichosporon oleaginosum, 1258 nucleotides long. RefSeq lists its product as uncharacterized. Lineage: Eukaryota; Fungi; Basidiomycota; Tremellomycetes; Trichosporonales; Trichosporonaceae. The record is from RefSeq and is a predicted model, not a curated record.
CUUCUCCACAAACUCAUCAACGAUGCCAGACGACCCGCCAUCGCCGCCGCCCGCACCAGAGGCUGCGCCAGUGCCAGCUGCGACGGAGCCCGUCGUUCCCAGUCCGCCACCGAACGUGAUCGCCGAGGUGCCGGCCGUGCCCACCCCCCCACCAGUCGUCACACCAACCGAGUCUCCACCCGCCCCGAUGUCCGCACCCACUGAGACAGCCCCCACCUCUUUUCCAGCAUCCGUAACAUCCUCCGCUUUGCCUCCCGCCCCAGUGGCCGCCCCCGCCUCCAUCCCCCCCGCUUACCCCGUUAUCCCCGCGGCAUUCGUCCCACCCGCCGUUACGCAUCUGAAGCACGCCCCGCGGCCCCUCUCAACGCUGCCGCAGCAGCUGAAGCGGCUGGCAUAUGUCGUCUCCAUCCUGAUCGGCGGCUCCGCCAUCCUUGCGGGCGCAUGGAGCGCCUUCCUCCUUCCGCUGCUGCACGCGACGUACUCUGCGCGCAACGCCGUCGCAAGUGCGCAGAAGGAUAGGUGGCGCGCCGUUCUCGAUAAGCUGCAAGGCAUCCGCGCCCUGGGCAUUUUCCCGCUUGCCUUGACGCCCGAGGAGAACGCCGAGCGCGACGAGGCGAUCGCCAAGAUUGAGGCGGAGAAGGCGGAGAAGGCCGCCGCUAAAGAGCAGGAGAAGGACAAGCAGGUUGCCCUGCACGGCCAGGUGCCCGAGAGCCCCAAGUCCUCCACGUCCAACAUCCCCGACGACCUGCCGCCUGCCACCAAGCCGCCGCCCAUCCCACUCCGUGCCGAUGUCGGCGACCUCAGCGCCGCACUCAAAGACCUCGCUGCCAACCUCGAUGCCACUGCCACCACGCGCACCAGCCUGGUGUCCACCCUCGAAGGGUACACCUCCGGCCUCCACCGCGAGCUCUUCCUCGCCCGCUCCGGCGGACCGAGCACGCCGUGGGGUCCUGUUCCGGGCGCCAGCAACACGGGCCGCGUGGGCCUGGGCACACUUAGCGCCAACCUCGCAAGCGCAGGCGGCAAGGUAGCUGGCCAGCCUGAGGCGUCGCCCCUCGGCAUCCCACCCGCUCGUAGCGAAGAGUGGGACAGUGUGCGCCGCGAGGUUCGUGCGAUCAAGGGUCUGCUGCUCAACCGCCGCAACUUUAGUGUGCCGACGACGCGUGCCUCGUAGAUGUGGAGGCAGGUAGCUGACGAUGAUGGAGGAGCGUUGAGUAGGGCGAGAAGAGGAUGCGCACAUGCUUGAGUGCCACAGCUA